Messenger RNA from Oncorhynchus tshawytscha (Chinook salmon), 2098 nucleotides. Its product is annotated as zinc finger protein RFP. The transcript has 2 exons. NCBI's taxonomy places the organism in Eukaryota, Metazoa, Chordata, Actinopteri, Salmoniformes, Salmonidae. The record is from RefSeq and is a predicted model, not a curated record. Gene Ontology annotation, molecular function: zinc ion binding; protein binding. Bases 155 to 1981 code for a protein of 608 amino acids.
UGAGGUCUACACCUGUUGUAUUCGGCGCAUGUGACUAAUAAAGUUUGAAUUGAUUGAAAUUACAUAAGGGUGUGAUCUAUGAAUGGUUACCUUCGCUAGCAGGAAAUAGACUUACAGUAAAGCAUUGCAAUGCAGGUAUUCUGUCACCCGACUGAUGGUACGGAAGAUCAGAGAGUUGAUAGAAGUGGAAUGUAAACACAUAUUGUCUUAUCUUCAGAGUUUCUUUUACACAGCUGCACUACUAGGACCAGAGUUGCGGAGAGAGCAGUGUCCACACAGACACAUUCAUACAUACAAGCGAAGAUAUGGCAUCUCCAGCAGUCUCCUGUCUGAAGAGCAGUUCCAGUGCUCUAUCUGUCUGGAUGUGUUCACUGACCCAGUCUCCAUCCCAUGUGGACACAACUUCUGCAAGGCCUGUAUCAAAGGAUACUGGGAUAGCACAGGCCUGUUCCAGUGUCCCCUGUGUAAGCAGAUAUUCCACAUAAGACCUGAACCGGAUGUCAACAGAACACUUAGAGGAGUUGCAGAACUUUUUAAGGGAUUGAUAGUGAGAGACAGAGAGGAUUUUGCUACAGAGCCUGGAGAAGUGGUCUGUGAUGUCUGCACUGGCAAGAAGCGCAAGGCUCUGAGGUCCUGCCUGGUUUGUCUGACCUCGUACUGUGAGUCUCAUCUGGAGCCUCAUCAAAUAGCCCCAGCCCUGAAGAGACACCAACUGAUCAACCCUGUAAAGAACCUUGAAGACAGGAUGUGUAAGAAGCACAACAAACUCCUUGAGCUGUUCUGUAGGACUGACCAGAUAUGUAUGUGUCAGUUCUGCUCUGAGACUGACCACAAGGCUCAUAACAGCGUACCUCUGGAAGAAGAAUGUGACCAAAGGAAGGCUCAGCUUGCGAAGACAGAGGCACAAGUGAAGCAGAUGAUUCAGGAGCGACUGCAGAAGGUUAAGGAGAUCAAACACUCAGUAGAUCUCAGCAAAAAACACACUGAGAGGGAGAUAUCUGGCAAAGUACAGAUCUUCACCGCUCUAGUUCACUCCAUUGAUAAAUGUAAGGCUGAGUUCAUUUGUGUGAUUGAGCAGAAGCAAGAAGCUUCAGAGAAGUGUGCUAAAGGUAUCAUUAAAGAACUGGAGCAAGAAAUCACUGAACUGAAGAGGAUAAGCUCUGAGCUGGGGCAGCUCACACACACCAAGGACCAUCUCCAACUCCUCCAGAGCUCCCCAUCCUGGUGUCUCCCUGUAAAGGCCAAGGGCUGGUCGGAGAUCAGUGUUCAAAGCCACCUGCACAUGGGGUACAUGAAGAGAGUUGUAUCUCAGCUGGGAGACAAACUGACGAGUGAGGUAAAGAGAUUUCGUAAUGAGAUGGAGAAUGAGCUGAAGAAGUUGUGUGAAGCUGAGAUGAAGAUUCUGCAGUAUGCAGUGGAUGUGACUCUGGACCCUGACACAGCAUAUCCUGAACUAAUCCUGUCCGUGGAUGGGAAGCAAGUGAGGUGUGGGGACCAAUCACAGAAUCUCUCAAAUAACCCAAAGAGGUUUACUUAUAUAUACAGUGUCCUGGGGAAGGAGGGCUUCUCCUCAGGGAAAUUUUACUAUGAGGUACAGGUGAAGGGCAAGACUGAAUGGGAUUUAGGAGUGGCCACAGAAUCCAUCAAUAGGCAGGGGUGGUUACCGCUGAGCAUUGAGGAUGGAGUCUGGACUUUGGGGCUGAGCACAAAUAAUUACUAUGAGGCUAAUGACCCCAAAGUACAGCUGAGCCUGAAAAAGAAACCCCAGAAGGUGGGGGUAUUUGUGGAUUAUGAGGAGGGUCGGGUCUCCAUUUAUGAUGUGGAUGCCACUGCCAGAUCUCACAUCUGCUCUUUCACUGGCCACAAAUUCAGAGAGAAACUCUAUCCAUACUUCCACUGUGGGUAUCCUGAUGGUGAGAGAAACAUAGCCCCUCUGGUCAUCUCUCCUGUCAGUCAUAUGACUGGCCCAGUGCUACAUUAGGGAUGCAUUUUGUUACGUUACAGAUUUAUUCUAAAAUGGAUUUAAAAAAAAAAUCCUCAUCAAUCUACACACAAUACCCCAUAAUGACAAAGCGAAAAACAGGUUUGAGAUUCUAAA